Onychomys torridus (southern grasshopper mouse) is the source of this 1253-nucleotide messenger RNA. It is a transcript of the gene Fxyd1, whose product is annotated as FXYD domain containing ion transport regulator 1. The transcript is spliced from 8 exons. The record is from RefSeq and is a predicted model, not a curated record. Lineage: Eukaryota; Metazoa; Chordata; Mammalia; Rodentia; Cricetidae. Gene Ontology annotation, cellular component: membrane. The coding region runs from base 805 to 1083 and encodes 92 amino acids. Gene Ontology annotation, molecular function: sodium channel regulator activity. Gene Ontology annotation, biological process: regulation of sodium ion transmembrane transporter activity; monoatomic ion transport.
GUCCCCCAGGCCUCCCUCCAGGCCUCUCUGCUCCCCUUGCUGGGAGGCCUAUUUUGGGAAAAGAGUGGCCAGCCUGUGGCUUCUCAGGCAGGCCUGACCCAAGAGGGAGGAGAGUGUGCGGACGGUUGGCGGGGGAGCGGUGACUCCUCCCUGUUUCAGUGGCUGCUGUGUGAGACCCCUGGCUGGGAGGGGGGUGUCGUGUACUCAUUUGUCUGUUUCUGUCACUGUUUGGGGGUACAGAAGGCCCUGAGGCGUAUGUGCUUAUGUCCACACCCUAUGUUCCUCUAAUCAGCAGUUUGGGAAGAGGGGGUUGUCUGUCCCCAUUCUAGCCACACCUGGUGCGUGUGUGUGUGUGUGUGUGUGUGUGUGUGUGUGUGUGUGUGUGUGUGUGUGUGUGUGUGUAUAAGUGUGUCUGUGCUCAUAUGUAUGUCCCUGAACCAAACAACUGACUUCUCACAGGCCCACUGGCAUGGGCCUCUUGUCAUUCACUUGUCUAAUGUUGUCUUGUUAUGAAAGAUGUCACCCGGGGGAGGGCAAAGGGAGGAGUGUUCCCCUUUUCUCAUAGCUUCCAGGAAAGGAUAUGGGGUAGCCUGUGGGGAUGUGGCUCCUGGCUGAGCCUCACCCAGUAGUGUUAUACAGGACCCCCCAAGUCGUCGGGGAGGGGGGGCUGUUGCCAUGGUGGCCUGUGUGCAGCGAAUUCCUCCAGGGUGAAGUGGGAGAUAUUUAUACCCAGGGUCAGGGAGAGAGCGGGCAGGCAGCCGAGGGCAGGAGAGCCGGGACCAGAGAGACCACUGGUUGAGGGCAAUGGCAUCUCCCGGCCACAUCCUGGCUCUCUGCGUGUGUUUCUUCACCAUGGCCAGUGCAGAAGGUCCACAGGAACCCGAUCCAUUCACCUAUGAUUACCACACUCUGAGGAUCGGCGGCCUCACCAUCGCUGGGAUCCUCUUCAUCCUGGGCAUCCUUAUCAUCCUUAGCAAGAGAUGUCGGUGCAAAUUCAACCAACAGCAGAGAACUGGGGAACCUGACGAAGAGGAGGGAACUUUCCGCAGCUCCAUCCGCCGUCUGUCCACCCGCAGGCGGUAGACCUUCCACCUGUCUCCAGGAAACUCAGCCAGGACCCCCUUGACACCUGACGCCUCUCCCCACCCAGCUGCUCGCCUGUGGCCAUUUCCAGCGUCCCUUGCCUCAGCCCUGCCUCUCGGACACCCCUUACUGCUAAGACCUCCAAUAAAACUCGGUUUUCCGUCUUGAUA